AUGCGUUUGAGAAAACCAAUCAAGCUAGAGAAGGGGACAAUCACUCUUGCUUUUCCAUUCAAGGAAGGCAUUAUGAUUGGGGUUGAUUCUAGAAUCACGCGGAAACAAACUAUAGUUUCAGACAAGAAGCAGAAGUUUUUUGAAAUAUCAUCUAACAUAUUUUGUACAAUGAUGGGGAGAGUUCAUGUCUGGGAAAACAUGGCCCUAUAUGUGCAGCAAAAGGUAAAGAGCGAAGAACGUCUUCGCUGUGCACCUGCAACAGUUUCAUAUGCAGCAGAAAAGGCGCUUGAACAUUUAGAGUACGAAUUCAGUGACUAUGAAUAUAUGGAGGAUGAAGAGGAAUUAAUAUUUGGCACUAUCAUCGCUGGAUGGCAAAAAACAACGGGUUUUGAACUUUAUAGUGUUAACCUGGAUGGCAACAGGGCUUGGAAGACAGACUGUAAAAGUUUAAGUUCAACAAUACUAGGAUCUGGUGCUAAAUAUGCUGGGCGUGUUAUGGACUCAGUUAACAACUUCUACGACAUGUCUAGUGAAGGUGCUGCCGACUUUGCCCUAAAAGCACUUUUUAUGGCAACCUUUUAUGAUAAGUGGUGUGGAGGGACUCUACAUGUUUAUCAUGUGCAUGAAAAUGGAUAUCAAGAGAAACGCAGCCUCGAUGCUUUAGAAGUCUACUCGCGAUAUUACAACAUUUACGACCUUUACACAUAUGAACCAAUGACGUUUUUGUUGCUGUAUUCUACAGAUUACCAACCCAUUGCUGGCGAUGAUCUCAUAAACCUCGGAUCAGAUGAAGGGCUAGUGGCAGCUCAUCUUGUAGCAAAGAAGCGAGACUUUAACAUCCACCGCCUCGUGUUCAACUCUGAGAAUGAGGCUUCAACAGCAUACGAAGCUAUUGCUAAAGUUGAGCCUAGAGGUGCAUCUAGGUUCCCGCGUCUGCAAAAUUUUCGUCUUUGUGAAUUAAAAAUAAAGAGUAAAAGAGUUCCAGUAUAUGUCCAAAAAAGCUCAAGCGAAUUGUUGCAAAGCAUAUGCGAAUUGCCUCCAGCUCCAGAGACCAACCAAUGUUGGCUGCCACGCAUAAUCAGAUUGCCUUCAUGUUUCGGGUGUGCAUGA
Rosa rugosa (rugosa rose) is the source of this 1110-nucleotide messenger RNA. RefSeq lists its product as uncharacterized. Gene Ontology annotation, cellular component: proteasome core complex. The transcript is spliced from 7 exons. NCBI's taxonomy places the organism in Eukaryota, Viridiplantae, Streptophyta, Magnoliopsida, Rosales, Rosaceae. The record is from RefSeq and is a predicted model, not a curated record. The coding region runs from base 1 to 1110 and encodes 369 amino acids.